AUGCCAGGCAAGAUCGAUGCCUACGUGGACUGCGUGUCCCCAUACUCCUACUAUGCAACGGUAUAUCUAAGAAAGAAUCGCCAAGCACUCCAAUCCCACGGUAUAGAGGUUGAGUUCCAUCCCGUGUUCCUAGGCGGCAUCAAUGUGGGCUCAGGAAACAAACCACCCUGGACACUGCCCGCCAAGGCAGAUUACUCCAAAUUCGACUCCGAACGAGCAUGUCAAUACUUCGGUGUCCCGCCAAUCAAAACACCGGAGUUCUUCCCAAUCCUCUCGAUCAUGCCCCAAAGAUGCAUGAUCUACAUCAAGAAGAAUUUCCCGCAGGAGAAAUUCGAAACCACUUUCCUCGCGUUGUGGGAAUGGAUGUUCUAUAAGGGCAUUGACAUUAGCAAGCCAGAGCAACUGGCUAAGCUGUUCCAGAGCAAUGAAUUCUCCGAUGAGGAGAUUAAGCAGAUCUUUGCUGCGGCCUCGAGUCCGGAAUUCAAGCAGGCUCUUACUGCUAAUACGCAGGCGGCGCUUGAUAAGGGCGCUUACGGGGCGCCGUGGUUCUGGGUGCGCAAUUCGGAGGGUAAAGAGGAGCCUUUCUUUGGAAGUGAUCGGUAUGAUAUGUUGAAGUAUGCUUCGACAUUGUGUUUGCUAACUUGGAUUAGGUUUGCUUUUAUGUGGCAGUAUCUGGGAUUGCCUUUCCAGGAUGUUACGAUAGUUGAGAAGUCUAAGCUGUAG
Penicillium olsonii is the source of this 723-nucleotide messenger RNA. The record is from the annotation of a GenBank genome assembly. NCBI's taxonomy places the organism in Eukaryota, Fungi, Ascomycota, Eurotiomycetes, Eurotiales, Aspergillaceae.